AUGCCUCCAUUUCCCCUCCUCCGUCUUCCUCAAUUAGUCCUGUGCGAGGUAUUCAAAUCGUUGAGUAUCAGAGAGAAAAUCAAGCUCUCCUUCUGCUCCAAGAAAAUUUCCAUGCAAAUCAAUAAUGCUCGUUUGUACUCUGAAAAUAUUACAGUCAAUCUGGGCGGGUUAUACCAAAAAAUUGAAGUGUCCUCUAAAAACUACAAAGAGCCAUUUGAAAUCUCCAUUCGGCAAGAUCCCAGGAAAACUUUCAAUUCAAAAACUCAACAAUUUUUUAUCGCAUGUUAUACUAACGGAAUCACAAUAUACUGGAAAAAUUAUCGAGAAGGAUUUCUAACUGUUACUCGACAUAUAUCGAAGAUGUUUCAAUGCAAGAUUUCAAUUAGUGAUAACUAUCAUAGUGGUCUAUAUCAACCAGUAGUUUCUGAGUUGUAUGAUCUACAACAGGAAUUCAAGACGUUCACUAUUGAAUUUGAUGGAUCAGAAGAUCAAAAAUUGUUGUGGAAUCAGAUAUCCAGUAAAUUAGAACUGGUUGAGAAUCUUAGAAUCUUAUCCAUUCCUUAUUUUGAUUUUAGACAUUUUCGACCAGUUUUCACUUCAUGGCCACAGAAUAUUACAAUCAUGAAAUCCGAUUGGUUCACUCUGGAAUCUCUGUCGACGUGCACUUGCACCAGAAUUACACUCGACAGGUCUCAUGUGGGAAACAAGGAUUUGGAUGGGGCACUCAAGAAGUGGAAGAGCGGAGGAUUUCCGAAUCUAAACCGUCUGGCGAUUAAUAGCCUGUGGUCCACAAAAAAUGAUGAACAGAUUUUGGGAAUGAAUUGGAGGGAAUUAAACGGAGUGGUUCUUCUAACUGAUGAUGGAUCAAAGAAGGCAACUAUUAACUUUCGUCACGGCAGAAUCUGCUUCGACAGUAUCAAAUUGAUGUCAACCCAUCUCCCAACCAAAAUGACUGGUCAUAUCGUCGUCAAUGUAGCUGAAAAUGCCCAAAUCGAGUAUGCCGAAUCCCAUAAAUCCACUGGAAACGAGCUCACCGUUCUCAUCUUUAUCAUUCUCAUCAUUGUUGGCGGAUUCUUUGCGGCUACCAAGUUUUUGUAA
Caenorhabditis remanei is the source of this 1098-nucleotide messenger RNA. RefSeq lists its product as uncharacterized. The coding region runs from base 1 to 1098 and encodes 365 amino acids. Lineage: Eukaryota; Metazoa; Nematoda; Chromadorea; Rhabditida; Rhabditidae. The record is from RefSeq and is a predicted model, not a curated record. The transcript is spliced from 4 exons. Gene Ontology annotation, molecular function: protein binding.